Messenger RNA from Caenorhabditis sp. 36 PRJEB53466, 4801 nucleotides. Lineage: Eukaryota; Metazoa; Nematoda; Chromadorea; Rhabditida; Rhabditidae. The record is from the annotation of a GenBank genome assembly.
AUGUCUAACUGGGAUUACAUUGACGAAGUGGACAUCAUUCCCAAAUUGCCAGCUAAUUUCGAUGAGCUGCGUGAAUCAAAGAAGUGGCAGGAGCGGAAGGAGGCACUGGAAGCGCUUCUGAAAGUUGUCACGGACAACGAACGCCUUUCCACGAAAGUCUCGUACGCAGAGCUUGUCGGAAACUUACAGACGGUUUGGUUGAUCGCUUUUUAAUUUUUUUCAACUGGCUUUUUUCAGAUCCUCGCAAAAGAUGCAAACAUUAAUUGCCAAGCACUGGCGGCAAAAUGCAUCGGAAAAUUCGCUUCAGGACUUCGCACCAAGUUCACUCCAUUCGCCUCCCCGUUGCUGCCUGUAAUUUUUGAAAAAAUGAAGGAGAAAAAGCCGAUGCUCCGUGAGCCGCUCGUGGAAUGCUCGAAUGAAGUUGGACGGACGAUGCCAUCACUUGAACCCAGCCAAGAAGACAUUCUCGCCGCAUUGGCCAAGCCUAACCCACAGAUCAAGCAGCAAACGGCUUUGUUCGUCGCAAGACAGCUGGAUCUGGUGGCCCCUGCAAAGCAACCGAAGGGAUUCAUCAAAGCGAUCGUUCCGGUGUUCGGGAAAUUGACUGGAGACGCCGAUCAGGACGUCAGAGAGGCGGCUUUGCAAGCUCUUGGAGCAAUACAAAGACUCAUUGGAGACAAGAAUCUAAAGUCGCUGCUCGGAGAUCUGUCUUCUGACGAUGGAAAAAUGAAGAAGAUCGGAGAGUUCGCCGAAAAAUCAACUGCGGUUUUCGCUGAAGAACAGGCUAAAAAUGCUCCAGCUGUUCCGCCAGCAAGCACUUCUUCCGGUGCAGCUGCUCCGAGUAGUGCUGCAAGUGCUAAAGGAACUGUUGUCGCUCACGAACCUGUUGCCGCGGAAGAAGCAGAUCCAUGGGAUUUCCUCGACGCAUUCGACGUUCUCGCCAAAAUGCCGGAAAGCUUCGAUACGAACAUCGAAAGUAAAAAGUGGCAAGAGAGAAAAGAGGCCCUGGAAGGACUGCUGCAACUGCUCACCGCCAAUCCGAAACUCGACCCAAAAGCGAAUUACGGUGCAUUGGUUGAACGUCUUCAGAAGGUAAUGUAAAUAUUUGGAAUGCGUUUUUGAAAAUAGCUAAUUUUUUCAGAUUCUCGAGAAGGACGCAAACAUCAACGUGGCCGCUCUCGCCGCGAAUUGUCUCACAGGCAUUGCCAAUGGGCUGCGCACCAAAUUUCAACCAUUUGCAAUCUCGGUUGCUCCAGUUAUUUUCGAGAAAUUCAAAGAGAAGAAGCCAACGCUCCGUGAUCCGCUCGUCGGGUGCAUAGACGCUGUAGUCGCCACUGUAAGCUCGUUUCUGACCUGCCCUUCUUUUCAAAAAGCAACUUGCAGACAAAUCUCGAAGCGCUUGGCGAGAUUGUGCUGGCAGCACUUGGAAAGCCGAAUCCGAGCAUCAAAACGCAGACGGAUCUGUUCCUGCAGAGAACCUUCAUGAAGCUCAAUUCUCAGACAAUGCCGAAGAAGACUCUGAAGAUAUUGAUUCCGCCACUCAUCAAACACUCGGGAGAUUCGGAUUCAGAAGUACGAGACGCCUCGUAUGCAGCAAUGGGAGCGAUGAUGCGUGCUAUUGGAGAGAAGCCGUCGCUGCAGUUGCUGGCGGAUAUAGUCCCGGAUACUCUGAAGAUGGGAAAGAUCAAGGAAUACCAUCAAAAGGCUCUCGCAGAGGCUGGACCGGCCGAGAUUGCGGCCAUGGUUCAGUCGAUUCACAAAGCUGACGUGAGUUUAGUGCAGUGAUGUGUUGUCGUUAUGGUGGUUGUAAAGUGUAGUUUCGUGAUGUUCAGGCUCCAGCUGCUGCGGCGCCGCCGAAGAAGGCACCACCAAAGGUCGCUCCGAAGAAAGAGGAAGUUGAAGAAGAAGUUUCGGCCGACGAGGAGGUAUUUUUAUGUUGUAACUCCGUUGAUAUUAUCAUCGUUUCGCAUUAACUUCAAGAUGCAAGUGCUCCUUUUUCAGCCGCUGAAGCUUCCCCCUGGAACCGAGAAGAAAAGAGAAGAGAAAAAGGUUGCUGCCCAGAAGGAAAAUGCGGAGAACGAGCCGCCAAUUGCCCCGAAAGCUGAGCUCUUGCUCAGCGAGAAUGGUGACAAAGCGCUGAGAAUUAAAGAAGAAAAACAAUUAAAGGUAAUCAUGUUUCUUGAAGAAUUACAAAACUGUUUCGUUUCAGCUGGUCAAGUGGAACUUCCAAACACCGACAGAUGAGCACAUCUCCCAGCUCCAGACGCUUCUUGGCAGUCAGGCCAAAGUCAGUUUGAUGAGCCAGCUCUUCCACAAAGACUUCAAGCAGCAUCUGGCUGCUCUUGAUUCUCUCGUAAAGCUGGCAGACACUAUUCCUGGAUCGCUCAUUUCCAACAGUGAUCUUUUGCUCAAAUGGUGCACACUGCGCUUCUUCGAAACCAAUCCGGCUGCUCUGAUUAAAGUGCUCGAGUUGUGCCGUGUCAUUGUUCAGCUGAUCAGGGAUACGGAGACGCAGAUGCCGCAGGAAGAACUGACGUCGUUCGUUCCGUAUCUGCUCAUGAAAACGGGCGAGCCGAAGGAAAACAUGCGGAAUGCAGUCAGGGACAUUAUCAACAUUCUGUCGGAUAUUGUUGGUCCUCUCAAAAUGACUCCGAUGCUCAUUGACGCCCUGAAGUCGAAGAACGCCCGCCAACGAUCGGAAUGCCUGCUGGUCAUCGAAUCCUACAUUUCGAGUGCCGGAAUCAGUCCUCUCAAGUCGUUGGUCAUCGAGAAAACUGUGGCUGCGCAUGUCGGAGACAAAGACGUCGGGGUCCGGAACGCAGCGAUAAAUGUGCUCGUCGCCUGCUACAAGUUCGAAGGAGAUCAGAUGUGGAAGGCUGCUGGAAGAAUGGCAGACAAGGACAAGUCGCUGGUAGAGGAGAGAAUAAAGAGAUCGGGAGUGAGGCCAGGAAGCGGAAUCGUCAGCACGUCGCCACCAGCAGGAGGACCGAGGAUUGUCGUUCCACAGCAAGUUCCGUCAGUCCGUCGCCCAGCUUCUCGUUCUCGCACUCGUGAGCCCGAGGUUGAUGAGGACAUAACAAACUUAACCUUCGAUCGCACCAUCGAUCGCCCGGCAAGAUCCACGUCGAGAUAUGCUCUCCGUGACGAUGUCUACUCAUCGGCAAUUUCUCGAUUAGAAGACGCACCACUCCCGAAUCCAGUUAUCACCCACCGUCUGCCAUGAAUGGAUGGGGCAACCCAAUGCAACAGACAAUCAAGAGAACAAACUCGUCGUCGUCGAUAUCUUCCAUUGACACUUCGGAUCAAAUACAACGGAGCAUCAACAACAUCUCGAGCAGUCUGACGGAUGUUGCUCAAGACGCCAUGUUCCAAGUUACGUAUGUUCUCAACCAGCCGGAGCAACGCCAUCUGGUGGACCGUCGAGCUGAUCUUGUGUUCCGUGCCUCUGCUGCUCAACUUGAUCUGGUCAUAGAAGAGUACAACAAUGGACGUGAUAUUAGUGGAACAAUGGAUGCGUGCACUCAGAUGCUUUUCAUCGUCAGUCCAACUCCACGGAAAGCGUUAUAACAGUUUUUAAUUUCAGCUAUUGGGAGGAGUCGAGCAAGAGCAAGGCCUAGAGCCAUUGAAUGCGUCGCCAGAUACUGUUAAGGCGAUCAUCUCGUCUGUUCUGAAAUGUAUUAUCCAAAUUGGAAGCUCCGAAGCCGGCUACACGUUAGCCAGGUCGAUGAACCGUCUGGCAAUGCGUCUUAUCUAUCGUGUCGAGCUUUCAAAUCUCCUGUGUGGACUUAUUUUAGCGAUGACCGAAUCCCUUCAGAAGAACAGCGGAAUCACCGAAUUGAUUUCUAAGCUUUCCUCGAAAUGGUGCGACGAGCUGGAAAAGAGGAGAGCGCAGUUGAGGGCGUCCGACAUUGUCGACUCCUUCAAUGCCUUCUACGUUUGCGCUACGGCUGUUCGUUUCUUAACCGGCUCCUGAUGCCAUCAUGUUUAUGUUUUUAGGAACUCGGAAUGGAUAUCAACGAUCAGUACGUGCAGAUCGUAGACAAUUUCCUCGAGCGAGUGAUCCUUCAGCAAGGAGACGUCGUUCUGGACGCCGCCCGUCGACUCUCCCGCCCACACAUGCAUUUGACGAGCAUGAUCAACAAGAUACUGCAGACGAUGAGAGAAAAAGGAAUCGCCCCGAUCAUGCCCGGAACGGUAAGUGCUUACAAUGAACGUGCGGAAGUGAUCGAAGUCAAUUUACAGUUGGAAGAGCGAGUUCCGCAAGAAGAUGAAGCCGUCGUCGUGAGAAGUGGUGUACAGGUCACGAUUGACAACAUUCUGAGAGACAUGUCAAUGGCCAACAGGCACAUUGAUCAGCUCAAUCAGCUCAUAACGAACAGUGACCGACUGCGCAACGAAUACAACGAGUACACGAAGAAGAAUCCGUUGGGAGAGAUGGUGCAAGAGUUGGUGUCCGAGUACGGCAAGAAAGGGCGUGUCGACUUUGAUCGUUCGUCCGUCGUCGAGUCUUCUAUGGAAAUCUUCAAAACAAUCGCCAUUCUGGGACCAGCCAUAGAAGAAGGGCGCGUGACUCCAACUGAGAUUCAGAGAUUUAACGAUAGCACCUUUGUGUAAGUGGUAAAACAGAUUAAAAUUAAAACCCAUCCGUGCGUUUUUCAGGGGAUCCCCGGUCUCCCGUGGAGAUGCUACAAUCACCCGAUCACGCGGCAACAUGAUCCGUCCGAAGAAGCGCACGACGAUGAGCCGUGAGCAGCUGGAGAACAUCAAGCAGCAACUGACCAGGGCGAAACAGCCCAACUAA